UUUUUCCUUCAAUCUCUGGCUGAGAGAAUAAGAAGGAGAGAGCAAAAUGGAGAACAGGAGUCCAGCCCCUCCAGUCGUUUACCUCACCGCGCGCGGCUCUGCCAAGGAAUGUUUUCUUUAGUCUUUUGAGUCGAUUCAAAGCAUCAAAUUCUUCCCACAACCACAAAUAACAAAAUUUUGAGGGUGUGUGUGCAGAGGAGGAAAGAGGGAUGAAGGAGGAGGAGGAGCAGGAGGAAGGGGGUGUAAACAAUUAACUGAGUCAGGGUUUGACCAAGAAACAUGUUUUCUCUCUUUUCUUGGAAGGGGGGUGGGGGGGAUUUUUUUUUUUUGAAUCAACUUCACACUGUGUUUCUGGCACUUCACCCAAAACAUCUUAAGACGCCCUAAAAACAAAGGAGUUUGUCCAGUGAGGCAACAGCUGGAGGGAUCAGUCCAACCACAUGUCAUUAACCUCCACAUGCCAGGAGGAGAUGUGGCAUCUGCAGGAGCCGCUACACUCCUCACUCUCUGCGUCAGUGCCACCUUUAAAGGAGAGUUUAACCGUGCUCCUCAUUCGACUGAAACACUUUAAUCAGAGUGUAAUGUACAGGAGGGGGGGGGGGGGUUGUGGUCUCCAGGCAACAAGAAAAAGUUUAUUUUACUUCGUUUAAAUCCUGUGAAUUUGAAGUCUCCAGCUUCAACAAUGCUCAAUUUAACCUGUGACUUUAAUAACCCCGAUAGAAAAAAAAUAGUGUCAGCUUUAAAAAACGUGGGAUGUGUUCGUGUUUUCUUUUUUUUUUGUCCUCCACGUGCGCGACUCGCACUUUUCUCAUCAAGUUUCACUUCUUGUUCUUGUUCUUGUUCUUGUUCUUCUUCUUCUUCCUUCGAGCGGAGAUACUUUCACACAUCUCCAUUUUGGGCUGGGAUAUUAACGCUGUGUGUGCUGCGCUGCUUUAGGCUGUUAGGGGGGCACUUGCAUGGGAUCCCAUUGUGGAGAGCCGGGCCAGAUUGGGAGGUGAAGUCGGGGAGGAGGGGGAGGCGGAGAGGGAGGUGGGGUGGUGGUGGUGGUGGGGGUGACCAUUUGCAUGUUAUUACCAUAGCAUGUGUCAGGCCGUAUAUAACAGGCUGCAGGCGGCCUUGGCUGGAGACAGACGCACAGUUCACAGUGAGGAAAGACAUUGGGAAGUAGAAGGAAGCAUGUUGGACCAGUGACAAAUCUGUCCUUGGGUUAGACCAAGACUUUCACACACACUGAAAAAAGAAAAGAAAAGCUACUUCCUAAAAUCUGUCAUUUUCUCAACAAACAAAACAAGGAACCAUCUUUUUUUUUUUUUUUUUUUUUUCCUCUUUACGCACUGGAUUAACGCUUUCUAACGGAACUGGAGGACUUCUCUUUCAAAACUUCACAUAUCUUGUUUUGUGGUUUUAUUUUUUUUUUAAGGUUUGGGAUUUAUCCUUUUUUUUUUUUCUUCCUGUUCCUCGGGACAUGAGUGAGAGCGGCGCGGCUGACAGCGGCAGUAGUUGAUGAGAAAACCCCCGUGAGGCGACAGAAACGUGCUCAAUGCAUCUUCCUCAGAGGGUUUGAACAGGAGGAGGCACCCUGAGGACCAGCCGAGCCCCGAGACUUUUUACUUUAUUUAUUUAUUAUUUAUUAUGUAUUUAUUUAAUAUGGGGCGCGUCAUCCUGCUGACUCUCGCCGUCAUGUCCAUGUUGCUGUGCCAGGGGUUUUGUUCGGGAGUUUUUGAGCUGAAGUUGCAGGAGUUCCUAAACAAGAAGGGAGUACAGGGCAACAAGAACUGUUGUAAAGGAGGUCUGACCUCGUCCUUCCAGCAGCAGUGCGAAUGUAAAACCUUCUUCAGGAUCUGUCUCAAGCACUACCAGCCCAACGCCUCUCCGGAGCCUCCGUGCACCUACGGCGGUGCCGUGACGCCCGUCCUCGGCUCCAACUCGUUCCAGGUCCCUGAGGUCAUCCCUGAGAGUUCAUUCACUAACCCCAUCAGGAUUAACUUCGGCUUCACGUGGCCGGGGACCUUCUCGCUGAUCAUUGAGGCAUUACACACCGAGUCCAAAGACGACCUCUCCACAGAGAACCCAGACCGUGUUAUCAGCACCAUGACCACCCAGAGGCAUCUGACGGUGGGAGAGGAGUGGUCCCAGGACCUGCACACCGGCGGCAGGACGGAGCUCAAGUACUCGUACCGGUUCGUGUGCGAUGAGCACUACUACGGGGACGGCUGCUCGGUGUUCUGCCGGCCCAGAGAUGACGCCUUCGGACACUUCACCUGUGGAGAGCGCGGGGAGAUUGUGUGCGACGCCGGGUGGAAGGGACAGUACUGCACUGAACCGAUUUGUCUGCCGGGCUGCGACGAGGAGCACGGCUUCUGCGAGAAACCCGGAGAGUGCAAGUGCAGAGUGGGAUUCAAAGGCCGCUACUGCGACGAGUGCAUCCGCUACCCGGGCUGCCUCCACGGGACCUGCCAGCAGCCGUGGCAGUGCAACUGUCAGGAGGGUUGGGGGGGGCUGUUCUGCAACCAAGAUCUCAACUACUGCACUCACCACAAGCCCUGCAUGAAUGGAGCCACUUGUAGCAACACUGGCCAGGGCAGCUACACCUGUUCCUGCAGGCCCGGCUUCACUGGGGCCAGCUGUGAGAUCCAGGUCAACGAAUGCGCUGGAAACCCCUGCCGCAACGGAGGAAGCUGCACUGAUUUGGAAAACACAUAUACCUGCACUUGCCCUCACGGUUUCUAUGGCAACAACUGCGAGCUGAGCGCCAUGACGUGUGCAGACGGGCCCUGCUCCAACGGUGGCCGCUGUGCCGACAACCCCGAGGGAGGCUACUUCUGCCAGUGCCCCACAGGAUACGCAGGGUUCAACUGCGAGAAGAAGAUUGACCACUGCACCUCCGGCCCCUGCUCCAACGGUGCUCGCUGUGUGGAUCUUGUCAACUCGUACUUGUGCCAGUGUCCAGACGGUUUCACCGGCAUGAACUGCGACCGAACUGGGGACGAGUGUUCGACGUACCCCUGCCAGAACGGUGGGACGUGCCAGGAGGGUCCAGACGGCUACACCUGCAUCUGCCCGCCGGGAUACACUGGCCGCAACUGUAGCUCACCCAUCAGCCGCUGUGAACACAACCCUUGCCACAACGGUGCCACCUGCCACGAAAGAAACAACCGCUACGUCUGCGCGUGCGUUCCUGGCUACGGUGGCCGAAACUGCCAGUUCCUGCUGCCAGAGCACGCCGCCAUCCGCGGGACAGAAGUUCCCUGGAUGGCUGUUGGGUCCGGCGUGGCCCUGGUGCUCCUGCUUCUGGCAGGGUGUGCCGUACUUGUUGGAUUUUUCCGGUCAAAAGUCCAGCGUGGCGGUCAAAUAGAAACCGCCGGUGAGGGAGAGACAAUAAACAACCUCACUAACAACUGUCACCGCAGCGACAGGGACCUGGCGGUCAGCGUGAUGCCGACGCCAGGUGUCAAAAAUAUCAACAAGAAGAUGGACUUCUGCAGCAGUGACCCCGAUGAAGGGUCUUCACCGGGGAGAAGCGGCUACAAGAGCCGCCAUCCGCCUGCAGACUACAACCUUGUACACGAGGUCAACUACGAGCAGGCGGCUAAAGAGGCCAUGCUGGAGGCAGCCUGCGAGGACAAGUGCCAGUCCCUGGACUCAUUUGAGUUUGAGGAGAAGCGCAGCAAACGUUUAAAAUGCGAUGCAUCAGAAAAGAAAGCCCCAGAAAUGUCUGCAUGUGCGGACACAAAGUACAAAUCUGUGUUUGUGAUGUCGGAAGAGAAGGACGAAUGUAUAAUUGCAACUGAGGUGUAACGAGCCACCAAUGGGCUGCCCGUUGCUCAUUUGCUCUAUGGGAGAGUUUUUAUACUCCUUCAGAUGCUGCUCUAACCCUAGGGGGAGGUGUCCCGCCUUGAGACUGCUGCUGAUACUGAGACGUUUAACUGAUAUUCAGAGUGAGCUGGUUCUCUACUGGAAACUAAGCGCAGGCAGCGGCGGCCUGUGGGAUAAGAACUGGCGGGGUUUUAAAAAAAAGAAUUAAAAAUUUAAAAUAAAUUUUUUUUUAAAAAUGGUUUACGGUUAAAAAGUAAACUGCCACUUAGCUUUCUGUUCUGCCUUUUAUCGGGGAGUAGGGGGGUAAAAAAAAAAAAAAAAAAAAGAAGAAAUAUUAAGGAACGCCGUCAUGUAGCGGUAACACGCGAUGCUACGAGUUUAGUUUUUGCAACAUUUGCACCCAGGCCUUUUCUCUAACCCACACGCCGUUGCUGAGCGCAGGAACUGCAUCAAACGGUGGAUGUUUGGCCAUACUGGCCUGUUCUUCACGAGGCUGUUCACAUGGGCUGUGCACCCAUCACUACACCUGUGAAGACUGUAUGUAUACUUGAUCACUGUGUUUAACUGAAGUGCGUUUUCUUCCCUAAGCCCUCCAAACCAUUUAUGACAUAGUAUUGUUCAUUUUUUUUUCUUUCUUUCUUUUUUUUUUUUUCAUUGGGACAUUAAAAGUUUGUCUUAAUUAAAAAAAAAAAAAAAUGUUGCUUUUUGAUACAGAUUGUCCUUUUGUAAAAUAAAGAAAAACAAAAACAAGAAAAAAGUUAUGAUUUAAAAUUAUGAUUUAAUUUAAGUUAAUUUAAUGAUUUUGUGUUAUUUUUAUUUUGUAUUGUAUAUUUGUGAUUGUUUGUUAUGAUUAUUUAAGUUGCUUUUUUUAUUGAUGAUAUUUGCAAAGGCACUUCAGGUCAAUGGGACUUUUUUUUAAGAAAAUGUUAUUUAAGAGGGAUUGUACUGUACAAAUUGUUAUGUUACCGUCUCCUUUACCAUUUUUGAAUGAAGGAAUUAGCCAAGACUAUUUUUCCAAAUAAAUAUUGCUAAACGUGAAAUUUUAA
This is a messenger RNA of Seriola aureovittata, 4862 nucleotides long. It is a transcript of the gene dla, whose product is annotated as deltaA. Gene Ontology annotation, cellular component: signaling receptor complex; plasma membrane; cell surface. Lineage: Eukaryota; Metazoa; Chordata; Actinopteri; Carangiformes; Carangidae. Gene Ontology annotation, biological process: Notch signaling pathway; axon guidance; multicellular organism development. Gene Ontology annotation, molecular function: calcium ion binding. The record is from RefSeq and is a predicted model, not a curated record. The coding region runs from base 1633 to 3798 and encodes 721 amino acids. The transcript has 11 exons.